AUGCCAUCCAAGGGGCAGUCAAUAGUCAAUCUCCGAACUAAUAGUCAUCUUCGAGACAAGCUUGAAGUGAUCGGGCUUGUUCUGACUUCCAUUGCCAGUGGGGACAAUGUAUAUUCGACUACGUCAGCGCAGGUCAGAUUGAACGAUAUGGUCCAAACCAUCUCGGACGGGUUUUCCGGGCUGCAAGCGCAGAUAGAUGCCGCCAUUCCUCUGGUCAGACAAGGGUCGAAUUUCGCAGCCAACGUUGGUGCUCAAUUUGCACAAGAAAACAUGCAACUGCGAAAAAUCAGGGCUGGUAUCCCGUUUUGGCAACGCUUAGUAAACUUCAAUACUUGGGGAAGUCAAUCGCUCACUCGGAAUAUUGCAAUGACUUCGGAAAGCGCAUCAACAUUGAGGUCUAUUGCAACAAGGCUUGAAGACCUCCGCGCAGCUCUUGUAACCUUUCAUGGAAACGCGGAACAUUUUCGUUUUCUGGAAAAAUCUUUAAUCACAAUUUGUCAUCAGUCCGAGAUCAUAGGUAAUCACAAUUCAUGUCGUGAGCUAGCAAUUGAAGACGAAUUUCGGGCAAUGAGCCAGGUGAUUGGUCGCUUCAAUCAGCUCACCCAGGCAGCUGGAACCAAUUUCAAAGCAAAUCGCACGAAUUCGCCGACCCUUUCAGCCUGA
Messenger RNA from Melampsora larici-populina 98AG31, 663 nucleotides. RefSeq lists its product as uncharacterized. Lineage: Eukaryota; Fungi; Basidiomycota; Pucciniomycetes; Pucciniales; Melampsoraceae. The record is from RefSeq and is a predicted model, not a curated record. The transcript is spliced from 2 exons. The coding region runs from base 1 to 663 and encodes 220 amino acids.